Messenger RNA from Symbiodinium sp. CCMP2592, 2265 nucleotides. NCBI's taxonomy places the organism in Eukaryota, Dinophyceae, Suessiales, Symbiodiniaceae. The record is from the annotation of a GenBank genome assembly.
AUGAAACGCAGGGCCAAUGUCUACUACAGUGACCUGUUCGGACGAUCAGCAGCCUACGAAGACGCAGAGGUUCUCCUCAGCGCCAGAUCUCGACCAAAGAGUCGAACGGGGCACGAAGAUCACCUCAUCGUCCAUCAGGACUGGAGCGAUUGCCGCACGGAGCUGCUGCCGGGAGCCCGAAAGUUCGGCGGCGAGGCGACGCCGAAUGUGCGAAAGUCCGAGGAGCUCCACCAGGCGAGGAUCUUUGGCGAAGCGGACGCCCGGAGCUGGCAAGGCUCCGGCAAGCUCGAGGCAGUCACGCACGAUAACUCAGAGAAAAUCAAGUACAAGGAUGGCAUGAAGCCGCAGGAGCUGCAGCAGGCACACCUCCGGGCCAGCAUCCAGUCUGAGGAGUUUUACAAGGUUGCGACCAACAUUAAGGACUGGGAGGUCAUCGAAUUGCACCUACCGUCCCUGAUCACCUUUCGUCAGCACAUGGCAGCCGAGUCGGAGGGUGCUGCCGCCCCACCGCCAAGCCCACGGGUCGCAAGCAAGGCCUGCGCGGCCGACCAAUCCACAGGCACAUCGGUGCACUCCCGUGCCGCUUUGCAGCGGAUCUUCGAGAAGUACGGCGGUGACCAUGCGCAGAGCCGCAAGCUCACCGCGGUGCUGGAAUCUGCAGCCCCGCAUGCCCUGCCCAGGGAGCGCCCGAAUCCGAAACGGGCCUGGGCUCGUUUCCAGCUCGAGCCAUCUGGUGCACGGGAAGGCCCAGGCCUGGGCCCGGAAGUGCUGAAUCGCCUUACGAGCGAGGUUCCGGGGUCCACGUUGACUCCCUAUGGUGUCGGGGUUCUCGAAAGCGAGGCCGACGACCGCGGUAUGGUCCGGGUUCGCUUCCCCUGGGGCCGCGCGGAGCUCCGCGCCAAAGAUGCCACCAGGGAGAGGCGAGCGCUUCUGAGGCGAAGUUUGGAGGCUCUAUCUUCCUUGCUGGUGGUGCUGAUCAAGGCGCUCGGUGCCUUGGCACCCAGCCAGAGCGGCCUGGACUCAGACUCGGACUCAGACACGGACGCCGACAUGGCACAAGCCUCCCAAGGCCUGGCCAUCAUGAAAGGCCUCGUCGCAUGGCUGGAGGAGGCAGCAAUGUAUCCACAGCCCACGCACCGUGAGGAGCUGCUGGACCUGGCGCUGCUGCUCAGCGCGGUCGUGCGGACGCGCGCGGAGCUCCUGAGGCUGGACGGCGUCUCCACCCAUCCGCAGCUGCAGGCUGAGCUGUUGGCGGCCGAUGCGCUGCGGAUCCACCUGGGGCUGCUGGAGCGGCUCGCGAGGACGCCGGCGCCGCCCGGGGGUCUGGCGGAGACCUGCCGCGUGUGGAGCCAGGUGCUUGAAAGACUCGGCGCAGAGAGCACCAAGCCGGGAGGCGCUUGGCGCCUCGUGCGUCCCGGGGCGAAGGUCAUCGACCCCCUCACUGAAGAGGAGCUGCUGGCCUCGCUUCCUGCCUCCAGUCGGCCGCACGCAAGGUUGGCCGCACGAGAUCGGGAGAUCACAAGCGUGAAGGUCACUGCGGGCCCCGUGCUCCGCGGCCCACCGCGCACCACGGUUGUUCGUUCCACCUCGCUACGUUCCCCUUCGCCAGUGAUCUCCCACACCGUGACCAACACCGUCUGGUCUCCGGCACCCUGUCUUGGGGCAUCGGUCUAUGCUGCGCCGCAUGCAGGUCGCGGCGCUUCUCUUUCGCUGCCGAGCCGCGCGCCUGAAGUGGUCCGACGAUCUUCGACUCCGCUGCCGCAGACCUUCCGGACGAGCGGAAGCGGUGGGGACACGAUCGCGAUGGCGCCUUUCGUGACGUCGGUUCCUCGCUUCUACUCAGGUGACUUCCCUUUGCCUCCGUCGCCCUUGAGCUUCUUCGGGCCAAGGAUAGCGACCGGCGGGACUUCCGUUGCUACCAGCCACAAUGCAUCUGUGGCGGACACGCCGGACGCCUGCGCGACUCCGCUAGCGCAGGAGAUGCAGGAGGUGCUGGAGGAGCACGCGGAGGAGCAGGAAUCAGGCUCAAGCAGCGAGGCCUCCCCACCAAAUCCGAUGAGUCAGAGCCCCUGCUCCUCGCAAGGUGCGGAGUCUUCUCCCCGCGUGCGUAUUUCGAGGAGGUCCGGUGUUCGGCAGCGAGCAGAUGCCGGGAGGGCCCGUGCACCAUCACCGGAGAAGGCACCUCCCCGAGCCGAGUCGCCUGUGGUUCGAGUCACCCGCAGUGAGCGGUCGGCCACGAAGUCUCGGAAGGUUGUCUGGAGAUGA